AUGGGCACGCAGCAGCAGCCGCGAAGCCCGGGGGCCGGGAACCUUCCAGGCGCCCUUCUGAGGGCCGAGGUUACAGGCCCCUCCCCGUUGCGGGGUGCUGGAGAUGUACGCUGGGCAAGCCCCGUGUCAAGGGACCUGCACCCCGGAGUGGCCCGGACUCAGGGACAGACACAGUUCACUCAGCUGCAGCCCCACCUCCCCGGGGUCGUCCUUGUAGCAUCUAGGGACGCUACCUGGACCGGAGGAUUUAGGGGGGCAGGGCACGACCCUCGGGGCUCGUGGGGCUCCCUGAGGGCACGAACCCCGCCCCCAACAGCGGAGGGCCCUGCAGUGCAGCCGUGCAGUGCAGCCGUGCAGCUGGGACGGCAGCUGAAGCACUCGAGGCCUUCUCGGGAGGAGGGGAGGGGUUUGAGGCUGCCUCUCAGUGGGCAGCUGCCAGGCGACGGCCAGGUCGACCGCCCAGUGAGCCGGCCGCCACGGAGGGAGCGGCCAGCCCUGCGGCCAGCCCCGCUUAACAGGUGUGACUUUGAGGACAACGUGAGGCCUUUGUGUGACUGGUCUCAGAUGUCUGGGGACGACGGGGACUGGGUUCGAACCAGUGGGCACUCCUUCACCGGCACGUCGGGCCCCCUGGGGGGGUACCCCAAUGGAGAGGGCUACUACCUGCACAUGGAUGCCAACACCUUCCCCCAGGGCGGCGUGGUGCGCCUGCGCAGCCCCGACAUAUGGGAGCAGGGCCCCCUCUGUGUCCACUUCGCCUUCCACAUGUUCGGGCUCUCGUGGGGCGCCCAGCUCAGGCUGCUUCUGUUCCAGGGCCGGGCGCACCGGCCCUCCCUGCUCUGGAAGCACGUGAACACGCAGAGCGCCUCGUGGGUGCCCACCACUGUCACUGUGCCCGCCGACAGGGACAUUCCGAGCUGGCUGGUGUUUGAGGGCAUCAGGGGGAACACCGAGUACCUGGACAUCUCUCUGGACGGACUCUCUAUCCAGCGGGGCACCUGCAAUCACAUCUGCAUGUCUCAGAUGUGCACCUUUGAUAUUGUCAAUGAUCUCUGCGGCUGGAGCUGGGUCCCCACGGCCACUGGGGCUAAGUGGACCCAGAGGAGAGGACCGUCGGGGAUGCCGGGUGUGGGGCCUGAUGACGACUUCUCCAGCCCUGGCACUCGGGGAUCCUUGGAAAGGAGCGUGCUUUCCAGGGUUCUCCAGCUCCUGCCCGGCCACAAGGGCUGCCAGGCGGACCUGGCACCACCUGCCCCUCACCUUUCCUCGGCGUCUCUCCUGCUGGCGUUUCCUGACAAGCUGUGCAGGGCCAGCACCAAGUGGUCCGUGUCCCUGCGCCCGGAGAGUUCUUCCGCCCUCUCCUCUGUGUGGCGGCCGGCUGUGUGCCCGCAGCGCUCCUCCCGCCUCCGACUCUCCGCGGGCCCCUUCCUGCCCUCCUCCUGGCCUCUCCGCCCCUCUGAGCUCACGGCUGCGGUGUGGCCCCGGGUCUGUGCCGCCCGGUGCCAGGCUGCGCGCUGUGUGGCCGGGUCUGUGCCGCCCGGUGCCAGGCUGCGCGCUGUGUGGCCCGGGUCUGUGCCGCCCGGUGCCAGGCUGCGCGCUGUGUGGCCGGGUCUGUGCCGCCCGGUGCCAGGCUGCGCGCUGUGUGGCCCGGGUCUGUGCCGCCCGGUGCCAGGCUGCGCGCUGUGUGGCCCGGGUCUGUGCCGCCCGGUGCCAGGCUGCUACGGCGCCCCCUCCCACGCGCGGCUCUCUCCCCGGGGCCUCACUGCCCUCUCUCUCGCAGCCGGCUACUACAUGCUGCUGGACCCCACGAACGCCAGGCCGGGGCAGAAGGCCGUGCUGCUGAGCCCCCUGAGCCAGUCCAGCGGCUGCCUCACCCUGUCCUUCCACUACAUCCUGCGCGGCCACUCGCCCGGGGACGGCCUCUACGUCUACGCCACGUUCCUGGGUGAGCGGCGGGGCCUGCCGGGGAAGCAGCACCGGGCUCCGCGGGGCCUGCCGGGGACCCGCCGUCGGAGCCCCCGGAGGGCGCGGUCUCGCGGGGGCGCAGGCAGUGGGGCUCCCGGACUCCGGCCCCCGCGCGCUCCGCGCCCCCGCGAGCGGGAGAGAGCGAGAGGACGCGCACGCACGGGUGCGCCGGAGUCCGGGAGGACCGUCGCGGGCGGGAGGACUCCCUCGCUCGCUCGCCGGCCUCCCGCCAACCUCCCGGUCGCCCCCGCAGGCAACAUCCGGAAGCACACCCUCUUCUCGGGGCACCACCGGCAGCACUGGCAGCCCGUGUCCGUCAACUACACGGGGCAGGGCCAGGUCCAGGUGCGCCAGCGAGGCCCUCCCCGCCGUCGCCCCUCGGCCGGGCGCUGCCGGCUGUGGGGACCUGAGGCCGCGGGAGCGCCCAGCCUCGGGGAGGAGCCUGCACCCUUCCUGCGCGGUCCGGCCAGGGCCCGCCGGGGUGCGGCUCGUUCACACGGGCAGGCUGGGCGCCCUCCCCUCCGGGGCCUCCCGCCUCGUUCACACGGUCAGGCUGGGCCCCCGGGCCUGGCUCCCGUCUGCGGAGCGGCCGGCUGGGCCGGGUGCGGUCGUGGGCCGCCGGCUCACGCAGCCCUCCCGUCGUGCUCUCAGUUCAUGCUGGUGGGUGUGUUCGGAGAGGAGCCGGAGCCGGCGGUGGCUGUGGACGCCAUCAGCAUCGCUCCCUGUUGGGAGCGCUUCCCCCAGUGCAACUUCGAGGACCGCGUCCACCCUUUCUGUGACUGGAACCACGUGUUCGGGGACGUGGGCCACUGGAGCUGGGGGAGUAAAAGUGUGCCGACGCCCAUGUCGGGGCCGGGGAGGGACUUCCUGAACGGAGGGAACCACUACAUUUACUUCGACUUGGUGAAGCUGUCGCGGCCGGGGCAGUCGGCCAAGCUGGUGAGCCCGCCCUUCUGCGCGCCCGGCGACGUCUGCGUGCAGUUCUCCUACCACAUGUACGGGCUGGGCCAGGGCACGGCGCUCGAGCUGCUGCUGGGCAGCCCGGCGGGCAGCGCGCCCGUGCCGCUGUGGAGGCGCGAGGGCUCGCAGAGCGCCGGCUGGGUGGACAGCUCCGUCACCGUCCACAGGGGGCACCCGCAGCCCAUGCAGCUCAUCUUCGAGGCCAUCCGGGGCACCAGCACCGCUUUCGUGGUCGCCGUGAACUUCAUCCUCAUCACUCACGGACCGUGCCGGGACCACCAUGUCGUGCCUACAGAAGCAAGCACUGUUGCCAUAGAAAUGGCUGUCACUCACACUGACGUGACCGGCUUCCACCACCAGGAGAUAAAUGUCCCCCAUGAGGGGACCAGCUACCACCAUGAGAGGAUAAUUGUCCCCCAUGAGAGGACCAGCGUCCACCAUGAGGAGAUAAUUGUCCCCCAUGAGGAGACCAGCAUUCACCAUAAGGAGAUAAUUGUCUCCCAUGAUGGGACCACAGUCUACCAUGAAGGGACCAGCGUCCACCAUGGGGAGAUAAUUGUCCCCCAUGAGGAGACCAGCAUCCACCAUGAGGAGACCAGCAUUCCCCAUGAGGAGACCACUGUCCACCAUGGGGAGACCAGCAUCCACCAUGAGGAGAGCAACAUCCCCCAUGAGGGGACCAGCAUCCACCAUGAGAUAAUUGUCCCCCAUGAUAGGACCACAGUCUACCAUGAGGGGACCAGCAUCCACCAUGAGAUAAUUGUCCCCCAUGAUAGGACCACAGUCUACCAUGAGGGGACCAGCAUCCACCAUGAGGAGAUAAUUUUUCCCCAUGAGGAGACAAGUGUCCACCAUGAGACCAGCAUCCCCCAUGAGGAGACCAGCAUCCCCCAUGAGGAGGCUGCUGUCCACCAUGAGACCAGUGUCCCCCAUGAGGAGACCAGCAUCCCCCAUGAGGAGACCAGUGUCCACCAUGAGGAGAUAAUUGUCCCUCAUGAGGAGACCAGUGUCCACCAUGAGGAGAUAAUUGUCCCUCAUGAGGAGACCAGUGUCCACCAUGAGGAGAGCAACAUCCCCCAUGAGGAGACCAGUGUCCACCAUGAGACCAGCAUCCCCCAUGAGGAGACCAGUAUCCCCCAUGAGGAGGCCACUGUCCACCAUGAGGAGGCCACUGUUCACCAUGAGGAGACCACCACCCACCAUGAGGAGACCAGCAUCCCCUAUAAGGGGACCAGCGUCCACCAUGAGGAGAUAAUUUUUCCCCAUGAGGAGAGCAGCAUCCACCAUGAGAAGGGCAGCUUCCCCCAUGAGGAGACCAGCAUCCCCCAUGAGAAGACCAGCGUCCACCAUGAGGAGACCAGCAUCCCCCAUGAGAAGACCAGCGUCCACCAUGAGGAGACCAGCAUCCCCCAUGAGGAGACCAGUAUCCCCCAUGAGGAGGCCACUGUCCACCAUGAGGAGGCCACUAUCCACCAUGAGAAGGGCAGCUUCCCCCAUGAGGAGACCAGCGUCCACCAUGAGAUAAUUGUCCCUCAUGAGGAGGCCAGCGUCCACCAUGAGAAGGGCAGCUUCCCCCAUGAGGAGACCAGCAUCCACCAUGAGGAGACCAGCAUCCCCCAUGAGAAGACCAGCGUCCACCAUGAGGAGACCAGCAUCCCCCAUGAGGAAACCAGCGUCCACCAUGAGGAGAUAAUUGUCCCUCAUGAGGAGACCAGCUUCCCCCAUGAGGAGACCAGUGUCCACCAUGAGGAGACCAGCACCCCCCAUGAGGAGACCAGCGUCCACCAUGAGGAGAUAAUUAUCCCCCAUGAGGAGACCAGCAUCCACCAUGAGGAGACCAGCAUACCCCAUGAGGAGACCAGCAUCCACCAUGAGGAGAGCAACAUCCCCCAUGAGGAGACCAGCAUUCCCCAUGAGGAGAGCAGUGUCCCCCAUGAGGAGACAACUGUCACCCCUGAGGAGACCAACAUCCCCUAUGAGGAGACCAGCGUCUACCAUGGGGAGACUACUGUCUCCCAUGAGAUCACUAUCCACCGUGAAGAGACCACCAUCCCCCAUGAGGAGAUCACCAUCCCCCAUGAGGAUAUCACCAUCCACCAAGAGGAGACCACUGUCCCCCAUGAGGAGACCAGCAUCCACCAUGGGGAGACCAGCAUCCCCCAUGAGGAGACCACUGUCCCCCAUAAGGAGACCAGCGUCCAUCAUGAGGAGACCAGCAUCCCCCAUGAGGAGAUCACCGUCCAUCACGAGACCACCAUCCACCAUGAGACCACUGUCCACCAUGAGGAGACCAGCAUCCUCCAUGAGGAGACCACUGUUUCCCAUGAGACCACUGUCCACCAUGAGACCACUGUCCACCGUGAGGAGACCAGCAUCCCCCAUGAGACCACUGUCCCCCAUGAGGAGACUAGCAUCCCCUAUGAAGAUACUAGCAUUCACCAUGAGGAGACCACUGUCCCCCAUGAGACCAGCAUACACAAUGAAGAGACCAGCAUCCCUCAUGAGGAGACCACCAUCCACCAUGAGACCACUGUCCACCAUGAGAUCACCAUACACAAUGAGGAGACCAGCAUCCCCUAUGAGGAGACCACUGUCCACCAUGAGGAGACCAGUGUCCCCCAUGAGGAGACCAGCAUUCCCCAUGAGGAGACCACUGUCCACCAUGAGGAGACCAGCAUCCCCUAUGAGGAGACCACUCUCCACCAUGAGGAGACCAGCAUCCCCUAUGAGGAGACCACUGUUCACCAUGAGGAGACCACCAUCCCCUAUGAGGAGACCACUGUCCACCAUGAGGAGACCACCAUCCCCUAUGAGGAGACCACUGUCCACCAUGAGGAGACCAGCAUUCCCCAUGAGGAGACCACUGUCCACCAUGAGGAGACCAGCAUUCCCCAUGAGGAGACCACUCUCCACCAUGAGGAGACCACUGUCCCCCAUGAGGAGACCAGCAUCCCUCAUGAGGAGACCACUGUCCACCAUGAGGAGACCAGCAUUCCCCAUGAGGAGACCACUGUCCCCCAUGAGGAGACCAGCAUUCCCCAUGAGGAGACCACUGUCCCCCAUGAGGAGACGAGCAUCCCUCAUGAGGAGACCACUGUCCACCAUGAGGAGACUACUGUCCCCCAUGAGGAGACCAGUGUCCACUAUGAGGAGACCACUGUCCCCCAUGAGGAGACCAGUGUCCACUAUGAGGAGACCACCAUCCCCCAUGAGGAGACCAGUGUCCACUAUGAGGAGACCACUGUCCCCCAUGAGGAGACCAGUGUCCACUAUGAGGAGACCACUGUCCCCCAUGAGGAGACCACCAUACCCCAUGAGGAGACCAGCAUCCCUCAUGAGGAGACCACUGUCCACCAUGAGGAGACCAGUGUCCACUAUGAGGAGACUACUGUAUCCCAUGAGGAGACCAGCGUCCCUCAUGAGGAGACCACUGUCCACCAUGAGGAGACCACCAUCCCUCAUGAGGAGAGCACUGUCCCCCAUGAGGAGACCAGUGUCCACUAUGAGGAGACCACUGUCCCCCACGAGGAGACCAGUGUCCACUAUGAGGAGACCACUGUCCCCCACGAGGAGACCAGCAUCCAUCAUGAGGAGACCACCAUACCCCAUGAGGAGACCAGCAUCCCCCAUGAGGAGACCACCAUCCCCCAUGAGGAGACCAGUGUCCACUAUGAGGAGACCAGUGUCCACUAUGAGGAGACCACUGUCCCCCAUGAGGAGACCACCAUUCCCCAUGAGGAGACCAGCAUCCACCAUGAGGAGACCACCAUCCCCCAUGAGGAGACCAGCAUCCACCAUGAGGAGACCACCGUCCCCCAUGAGGAGACCAGCAUCCACCAUGAGGAGAGCAGUGUCCCCCAUGAGGAAACCAACGUCCACUAUGAGGGGACCACUGUCCCCCACGAGGAGACCACCAUCCCCCAUGAGGAGACCACUGUCCACCAUGAGGAGACCAGCAUCCACCGUGAGACCACUGUCCACCAUGAGACCACUGUCCGCCAUGAAGAGAUCAGCAUACCACAUGAGGAGACCAGCAUACCCCAUGGGGAGACCACCAUCCCCCAUGAGGAGACCAGUGUCCCCCAUGAGGAGACCAACGUCCCCCAUGAGGAGACCAGUGUCCACCACGAGGAGACCAGUGAUCACCGUGAGGAGAUCAGCGACUACCACGAGGGGACCAGUGAUCACCAUGAGGAGACCAGCAUCCCCCACGAGGAGACCAGUGUACCCCAUGAGGAGAUCAGCGACCACCACGAGGGGACCAGCAUCCACCACGAGGAGACCAGUGUACCCCACGAGGAGAUCAGCGACCACCACGAGGGGACCAGCAUCCACCACGAGACCAGUGUACCCCACGAGGAGAUCAGCGACCACCACGAGGGGACCAGCAUCCACCACGAGGAGACCAGUGUACCCCACGAGGAGAUCAGCGACCACCACGAGGAGACCAGUGAUCACCAUGAGGAGACCAGCGACCACCAUGAGGGGACCAGUGACCACCAUGAGACCAGCGUUCCCCAUGAGACCAGUGACCACCACGAGGAGACCAGCAUCCACCAUGAGGAGAUCACUGUCCCCCAUGAGGAGACCACUGUCCACCAUGAGACCAGCGUCCACCAUGAGGAGACUAGCAUCCACCAUGAAGAGCCCAGCGUUCCCCAUGAGGAGACCAGUGUCCACCAUGAAGAGCCCAGCGUUUCCCAUGAAGAGGCCAGUGUCCACCACGAGGAGACCAGCAUACCCCAUGAGGAGGCCACUGUCCACCACGAGGAGACCAGCGUUCCCCAUGAGGAGACCAGUGUCCACCAUGAGGAGACCAGUGUUCCCCAUGAAGAGGCCAGUGUCCACCAUGAGGAGACCAGCAUUCCCCAUGAGGAGACCAGUGUUCACCACGAGGAGACCAGCAUUCCCCAUGAGGAGACCAGUGUCCACCACGAGGAGACCAGCAUUCCCCAUGAGGAGGCCAGUGUCCACCAUGAGACCAGCAUUCCCCAUGAAGAGGCCAGUGUCCACCAUGAAGAGCCCAGCAUUUCCCAUGAGGAGACCAGUGUCCACCAUGAGGAGACCAGUGUCCACCAUGAAGAGCCCAGCAUUCCCCAUGAGGAGACCAGUGUCCACCAUGAGGAGACCAGCAUUCCCCAUGAAGAGGCCAGUGUCCACCAUGAGGAGACCAGCAUUCCCCAUGAAGAGGCCAGUGUCCACCAUGAAGAGCCCAGCAUUCCCCACGAGGAGACCAGCAUCCACCAUGAAGAGCCCAGCAUUCCCCAUGAGGAGAGCAGUGUCCACCAUGAGGAGACCAGUGUCUACCAUGAGGAGGCCAGUGUUACCCAUGAGGAGGCCAGCGUCCCCCAUGAGGAGGCUAGUGUCCAUCAUGAGGAGACCAGCAUCCCCCAUGAGGAAACCAGCGUCCACCAUGAGGAGCCCAGCGCUCCCCAUGAGGAGACCAGCGUCCACCAUGAAGAGCCCAGCAUUCCCCAUGAGGAGACCAGUGUCAACCAUGAGGAGGCCAACGUCCCCCAUGAGGAGGGCAGCUUCCCCCAUGAGGAGGCCAGCGUCUCCCAUGAGGAGACCAGCGUCCCCCAUGGGGAGACCACCAUCCACCCUGAGGAGGCCAGCGUUACCCAUGGGGAGACCACUGUCCACUCUGAGGAGACCAGCGUCUAUUCUGAGGAGACCACCAUCCACCCUGAGGAGACCACCGUCCACCAUGAGGAGACCACCGUCCACCAUGAGGAGACCACCGUCCACCAUGAGGAGACCACCGUCCACCAUGAGGAGACCACUGUCCAUCAUGAGGAGACCACUGUCCCCCAUGAGGAGACCACUGUCCACCAUGAGGAGACUACCAGCUCUACAGAAGCCACCAUUGCCACCACAGCAGUCACCACUGCCCACAUGGACACGGCUACUGUGUUUCUUGAAGAGACCAGCAUCCAUCAUGAGGAGACCACUACCCCUAUAGAAAUGAUCACUGUCCCUCCUGAGGAGAUCAGCAACCCUCAUGAGACCACUCUCAUCAGGGAACCAUCUAGUGCCCUCAUUAAAGAGUCUACCAAAGUGACCUGCCCUCCAGACGCCCACUACGAGUCCUGUGCGUGCCCUGCGUCCUGCGAAAGCCCUCGGCCCAGCUGCGAGCCCCCCUGCAGUCCCGGCUGCGUCUGCAACCCUGGGUACCUGUUCAGCAAGGAUCAGUGCGUCAGCGCGGCUUCCUGCAACUGCCUCUACAACAACAAGUACUAUAACCCCGGGGAAGAAUGGUUCAGCCCCAACUGCACAGAACGGUGCCGCUGCUUGCCUGGCAGCCGGUUGGAGUGCCAGAUCUCGCAGUGCGCGACGCACACAGUGUGCCAGCUCAAGAACGGCCAGUAUGAGUGUGAGCCCUACGGUAGCGCCACCUGCCUGGCCUACGGGGACGUUCACUUUGUCACCUUUGAUGAGAAGCACAUUAGCUUCAUGGGGACAUGUACCUAUAUCUUGACCCAAACCUGCGACAACUCCACAGACCCGUUCUUUAGGAUAACAGCAAGCAUGCAAGAACGGGGAGUAGAAGGCAUAGCCUGCCUGGACAAAGUCUUCAUCACUGUGCCAGAGACCACCAUCACCAUGAUCAGGGGCAGACACACACUGAUUGGAGAGCAGGAAGUCACCCUCCCAGUGAUACCUACGAAUGGCAUCUUCGUGGGUCUGAGUGGUCGGUUUGUGGAGCUGAGGACGACGUUUGGUUUGCAUGUGAGAUGGGAUGGCGACCAGCAGCUGUUUGUGAUUGUGUCUAGUGCCUACUCCAGGAAGCUCUGUGGUGUCUGUGGCAAUUAUGAUGGAGACGGCAGCAAUGACUACCUGCAGCCAGAUGGGAAGAUGGCAUACGAUGAGGAGGACCUGGGCAAGAGCUGGCAGAUGGAAGAGGAGAGCAGGGAGUGUCGGAAGAUGAGUCCCCCAUCUUGUGAGCCAGCCUUGGAGAGCACCAUGUCAGGACACAACUUAUGUGGCCAGCUCGUCGACCCAGUAGGACCCUUUGAGUCAUGCCUGCUCCACCUGAAGGCUUCGCCCUUUUUGGAUAACUGCGUUACUGACAUGUGUAGCUUCCAGGGGCUCCAGCAGAAGCUCUGUGCUCAUAUGUCCGCCAUGACGGCCACCUGCCAGGAUGCCGGCCAUGCUGUGAAGUCCUGGAGGGAACCCGACUUCUGCCCCUUGACCUGCCCUCAGAACAGCAGGUACUCCCUGUGUGCCAAGCCAUGCCCGGAAACCUGCCAUCCUGGAGCUGCUUCCCAGCCCUGCUCAGACGAGUGUGUGGAAGGCUGCGAUUGUGACCCUGGCUUCAUCCUCAGUGGUUUGGAGUGUGUCCCCGAAACCCAGUGUGGGUGCACCAGCCUCGAGGGACACUACUUCAGGGUACAGGAGCAGUGGUUUAACCCGGACUGCAAAGAGAUCUGCACGUGCGAGGGCAACGACAGCAUCCGCUGCCAGCCCUGGAAGUGCAAGGCUCAGGAAGCCUGCGGCUACCGGAACGGCGUCCUAGGCUGCCACGCCCUAGGCACAGCCACCUGUGUAGCCUCGGGCGACCCCCACUACCUGACCUUCGAUGGAGCUUUGCACCAUUUCAUGGGGACCUGCACUUACCUACUGACAGAGCCUUGCUGGUCCAAUUAUCACGAGACUAACUUUGUUGUGAGCGCCACCAACGAGAUCCAUGGCGGCAACCUGGAAGUUUCCUAUGUCAGAGCUGUGCACGUGCAGGUCUUUGAUCUCAAAAUCUCCCUGCUCAAAGGUCGAAAGGUUGUGCUGAACAACCACAGGGUGGCACUCCCUGUGUGGCCUUCAAAGGGACGGGUGACCAUUCGGUUGAGUGGCAUCUUUAUCCUGCUCUACACGAACUUUGGCCUUCAAGUUCGAUAUGAUGGGAACCACCUGGUGGAGGUGACAGUGCCUUCCUCGUAUUCUGGCUUGCUCUGUGGGCUAUGUGGGAACUACAACAACAACAGCCUGGACGACAAUCUCCAGGCAGACAGGAAGCCUGCAGGCACGUCGCUCAUGCUGGGAGCCUCGUGGAAGAUACUCGAGGCCUCGGAGCCUGGCUGCUUCCUGCUCGGGGGCAAGCCCUCCAGCUGCGAAGAGAACAUGGAUGACGCCUGGUCUAGGAACUGCGAUAUCUUAAUGAAUCCUGUUGGGCCUUUCUCCAGAUGCCACGAGGCAGUGGCCCCGCAGGCCAGCUUCUCCAGCUGUGUGUACGGCCAGUGUGAGACCAAGGGGGACAGGCUGGCCCUCUGUCGCUCCCUGCAGGCCUAUGCCUCUCUGUGUGCCCUGGCCGGCCACGUGACAGCCUGGCGCAACAGCACCUUCUGCCCUCUUAGGUGCCCACCUGGGAGUAGCUACAGCCCAUGUGCCAACCCCUGCCCAGCCACCUGUCUCACCUUGAGCACUCCAAGGGACUGCCCGACGCUGCCCUGUGUCGAGGGCUGUCAGUGCCAGAGAGGGCACAUCCUGAGUGGGACCACCUGUGUGCCCAUCAGACACUGUGGCUGCAGUGAUCCAGAAGGCUUCUAUCACCUGUUGGGGGAGAGCUGGUACACAGAGAAGUCCUGCACCACUCUCUGCACUUGCUCAGCCCCAGGCCACGUCACCUGCACCGAAGCGGCCUGUGAGGUCAACCACGUGUGCUUGCGCCAGGACGGGCGGCUGUACUGCGCUGCAGAGAUGGGAGAGUGUCACAUGUCAGAAGACUCCCAUAUCGUGAGCUUUGAUGGCCAUGGCCACCCUAUCCAGGACUUGUGCACCUACAUCUUGGUGAAGAUCUGCCACCCCAACAUGAACCUGCCUUUCUUCACCAUCAGCGCCAAGACUGACAAGGGCAUCGGGAGCAAAAGCGUCAGUGUCUUUCAGCUCUACAUUGACAUCUUCAGCUUCCGUGUCACUCUGCAGAAAGACCAUUCGGUCCUGGUAUUCUGGAUCAAUGACACACUGGUCACCCUUCCUGCCACCACCCAAAUCCCAGGAGUCAGCAUCACGACUGAAGACGCCUAUACCAUUGUCACAAUUAAGGAUGAAGUCCAAGUCAAAUUUGAGAGCAAUAAUUUCUUAGAUAUCAAAAUCCCUGCAUCCUCCCAUGGAAAGUUGUGCGGUGUGUGUGGCAAUUUCAACGGCGAAGAAGAGGAUGAGCUCAUGACGCCCAGUGAAGAGCUAGCUGAGGACGAGGAGGAGUUCAUGGACAGCUGGAAAGACAAGAACAUCGAUCCACAUUGCCACAAAAUCGAAGAGCACAGCAUCCAAGUGGAGCAGCAGGAGAUCAUGAACGGAGAAUGCAGUCCCGACGACUUCGAGAGAGCUCAGGCGACCUGCCACGCCGCCCUGCAGGGCCCUGCCUGGGCCCAGUGUGCCGCCCGCGUGCCUCUCAAGCCCUUCCUGGUGGGCUGCAUGAACAGCUUCUGUGAGUUCAGGGAGCUCUUCCACGCGCUCUGCCAGUCUCUGCACUCCCUCCAGAUGGCCUGCGAGGACCAGGGGCUCCGGCCGCCCGUCUGGAGGAACAGCAGCUUCUGCCCCCUGGAGUGCCCACCCCACAGUCACUACACAAACUGCCUGCCAUCCUGCCCGCCCUCCUGCAUGGACCCGGACAGCCGCUGCGAGGGCUCUGGCCACAGGGUCCCCGUCACCUGCAAGGAGGGCUGCAUCUGUCACCCCGGCUUUGUGCUCAAUAACGACAAGUGCGUGCUCAAAGCUCACUGUGGCUGCGAAGACGCCCACGGCAGCUUCGUGCCGGAAGGCAAGAACUGGAUCGCCAGUGGUUGUACCCAGAACUGCAUUUGCAUUGGAGGGGUCAUUGAGUGUCAGCAUUUCCAGUGCCCCUCAGGGGCUCAGUGCCAGGACAACGAAGACGGCAGCAGCAACUGUGUCAAAAUCACUCUGCAGUGCCCGGCCCACAGCUUCUUCAGCAGCUGCCUGCCUCCCUGCCCCCCUUCCUGCUCGGACCCAGAGGGCCUCUGCAAGAGCACAAGCCAUGCCCCUUCCGCUUGCAGAGAAGGCUGCCUGUGUCACCCUGGCUUUGUUCUCCACGGGGGCAAGUGUGUGCCCACAGCUCUCUGUGGCUGCAGAGAUGCCCACGGUGCCUUCAUCCCAGCAGGCAAGACUUGGCUGACCGCAGGCUGCUCCCAGCACUGUACCUGCCUGACAGGGGCCGUCGGGUGCCGGGACUUCCACUGUCCUGUGGGGACCUACUGCCAGAACAGCAAUGACGGCAGCAGUAACUGUGUCCAAAUCACUCUGCACUGCCCGGCCCACAGCCACUACACCCACUGCCUACCUCCUUGUCUGCCUUCCUGCGCGGACCCGGAUGCCCACUGCCAGGACUCCAGCACCACAGCCCCCUCCGUCUGCAGGGCGGGAUGUGUCUGUGAGCCUGGCUACGUGGUGAACGAACACAAGUGUGUGCUCAAGACUGAGUGUGGCUGCCCAGACAGCCACCAUGGCCUCAUCCCGGAGGGAAAGUCCUGGAUCUCCAGGGGCUGUACCCAGAGCUGCUCCUGCUCAGGAGGUGUCAUCCAGUGUCACGAUUUCCACUGUCCCUUAGAGUCUUACUGCAAAAACACUGAGGAUGGCCACAGUCACUGUGUCAAAAUCACUCUGCACUGCCCGGCCCACAGCCACUACACCCACUGCCUACCUCCUUGUCUGCCUUCCUGCGCGGACCCGGAUGCCCACUGCCAGGACUCCAGCACCACAGCCCCCUCCGUCUGCAGGGCGGGAUGUGUCUGUGAGCCUGGCUACGUGGUGAACGAACACAAGUGUGUGCUCAAGACUGAGUGUGGCUGCCCAGACAGCCACCAUGGCCUCAUCCCGGCAGGCAAGACCUGGGUCUCCAGAGGCUGCACCCAGAGCUGCACCUGCGUGGGAGGGGUCAUCCAGUGCCAGGACUUCCACUGUCCCCACGGGACCUUUUGCCAUGACAGCAGCGAUGGCCACAGUAUAUGCAUCAAACUCACUCUGCAUUGUCCAGAACACAGCCACUACACCCACUGCCUACCUCCUUGCCUGCCUUCCUGCUGGGACCCAGAAGGCCACUGUGAGGGCUUCAGCACCCACGACCCCUCCACCUGCAAGGAGGGCUGUGUCUGUGACCCUGGCUUUGUGCUGCAUGAGGACGUGUGUCUCCUCAGAAUCCACUGUGAAUGCAGAGACCCCCAUGGUGCUAUCAUCCCGGCAGGCAAGUCCUGGAUCUCCAGGGGCUGUACCCAGAGCUGCUCCUGCACAGGAGGAGUCAUCCAGUGUCACGAUUUCCACUGUCCCGUAGAGUCUGACUGCAGAGACAUUGAGGAUGGCCACAGUAACUGCUUCAAAAUCACUCUGCAUUGUCCAGAACACAGCCACUACACCCACUGCCUACCUCCUUGUCUGCCUUCCUGUUGGGACCCAGAAGGUCACUGUGAGGGCUUCAGCACCCAUGACCCCUCUACCUGCAAGGAGGGCUGUGUCUGUGACCCUGGCUUUGUGCUGCAUGAGGACGUGUGUCUCCUCAGAAUCCACUGUGAAUGCAGAGACCCCCAUGGUGCUGUCAUCCCGGUAGGCAAGACCUGGGUCUCCAGAGGCUGCACCCAGAGCUGCACCUGCGUGGGAGGGGUCAUCCAGUGCCAGGACUUCCACUGUCCCCACGGGACCUUUUGCCAUGACAGCAGCGAUGGCCACAGUAUAUGCAUCAAACUCACUCUGCAUUGUCCAGAACACAGCCACUACAUCCACUGCCUACCUCCUUGUCUGCCUUCCUGCUGGGACCCAGAAGGCCACUGUGAGAGCUUCAGCACCCACGACCCCUCCACCUGCAAGGAGGGCUGUGUCUGUGACCCUGGCUUUGUGCUGCAUGAGGACGUGUGUCUCCUCAGAAUCCACUGUGAAUGCAGAGACCCCCAUGGUGCUAUCAUCCCGGCAGGCAAGACCUGGAUCUCCAGGGGCUGUACCCUGAGCUGCUCCUGCACAGGAGGAGUCAUCCAGUGUCACGAUUUCCACUGUCCCGUAGAGUCUGACUGCAGAGACACUGAGGAUGGCCACAGUAACUGCUUCAAAAUCACUCUGCAUUGUCCAGAACACAGCCACUACAUCCACUGCCUACCUCCUUGUCUGCCUUCCUGUUGGGACCCAGAAGGCCACUGUGAGAGCUUCAGCACCCACGAACCCUCCACCUGCAAGGAGGGCUGUGUCUGUGACCCUGGCUUUGUGCUGCAUGAGGACGUGUGUCUCCUCAGAAUCCACUGUGAAUGCAGAGACCCCCAUGGUGCUGUCAUCCCGGCAGGCAAGUCCUGGAUCUCCAGGGGCUGUACCCAGAGCUGCUCCUGCACAGGAGGAGUCAUCCAGUGUCAUGAUUUCCACUGUCCCUUAGAGUCUGACUGCAGAGACACUGAGGAUGGCCACAGUCACUGCUUCAAAAUCACUCUGCAUUGUCCAGAACACAGCCACUACACCCACUGCCUACCUCCUUGUCUGCCUUCCUGCUGGGACCCAGAAGGUCACUGUGAGAGCCUCAGCACCCACGACCCCUCCACCUGCAAGGAGGGCUGUGUGUGUGACCCUGGCUUUGUGCUGCAUGAGGACGUGUGUCUCCUCAGAAUCCACUGUGAAUGCAGAGACCCCCAUGGUGCUAUCAUCCCGGCAGGCAAGUCCUGGAUCUCCAGGGGCUGUACCCUGAGCUGCUCCUGCACAGGAGGUGUCGUCCAGUGUCAGGAUUUCCACUGUCCCGUAGAGUCUGACUGCAGAGACAUUGAGGAUGGCCACAGUAACUGCUUCAAAAUCACUCUGCAUUGUCCAGAACACAGCCACUACACCCACUGCCUACCUCCUUGUCUGCCUUCCUGCUGGGACCCAGAAGGCCACUGUGAGAGCUUCAGCACCCACGACCCCUCCACCUGCAAGGAGGGCUGUGUGUGUGACCCUGGCUUUGUGCUGCAUGAGGAUGUGUGUCUCCUCAGAAUCCACUGUGAAUGCAGAGACCCCCAUGGUGCUAUCAUCCCGGCAGGCAAGUCCUGGAUCUCCAGGGGCUGUACCCUGAGCUGCUCCUGCACAGGAGGUGUCGUCCAGUGUCAGGAUUUCCAGUGUCCCUUAGAGUCUGACUGCAGAGACACUGAGGAUGGCCACAGUAACUGCUUCAAAAUCACUCUGCAUUGUCCAGAACACAGCUACUACACCCACUGCCUACCUCCUUGUCUGCCUUCCUGCUGGGACCCAGAAGACCACUGUGAGGGCUUCAGCACCCACGACCCCUCCACCUGCAAGGAGGGCUGUGUGUGUGACCCUGGCUUUGUGCUGCAUGAGGACGUGUGUCUCCUCAGAAUCCACUGUGAAUGCAGAGACCCCCAUGGUGCUAUCAUCCCGGCAGGCAAGACCUGGAUCUCCAGGGGAUGUACCCAGAGCUGCUCCUGCACAGGAGGAGUCAUCCAGUGUCACGAUUUCCACUGUCCCGUAGAGUCUGACUGCAGAGACACUGAGGAUGGCCACAGUAACUGCUUCAAAAUCACUCUGCAUUGUCCAGACCACAGCCACUACACCCACUGCCUACCUCCUUGUCUGCCUUCCUGCUGGGACCCAGAAGGUCACUGUGAGGGCUUCAGCACCCACGAACCCUCCACCUGCAAAGAGGGCUGUGUGUGUGACCCUGGUUUUGUGCUGCAUGAGGACGUGUGUCUCCUCAGAAUCGACUGUGAAUGCAGAGACCCCCAUGGUGCUAUCAUCCCAGCAGGCAAGUCCUGGAUCUCCAGGGGCUGUACCCUGAGCUGCUUCUGCACAGCAGGUGUUGUCCAGUGUCAGGAUUUCCACUGUCCCUUAGAGUCUGACUGCAGAGACACUGAGGAUGGCCACAGUAGCUGCUUCAAAAUCACUCUGCAUUGUCCAGAACACAGCCACUACACCCACUGCCUACCUCCUUGUCUGCCUUCCUGCUGGGACCCAGAAGGCCACUGUGAGAGCUUCAGCACCCACGAACCCGCCAUCUGCAAGGAGGGCUGUGUCUGUGACCCUGGCUUUGUGCUGCAUGAGGACGUGUGUCUCCUCAGAAUCCACUGUGAAUGCAGAGACCCCCAUGGUGUUAUCAUCCCGGCAGGCAAGACCUGGAUCUCCAGGGGCUGUACCCUGAGCUGCUCCUGCACAGGAGGAGUCAUCCAGUGUCAUGAUUUCCACUGUCCCUUAGAGUCUGACUGCAGAGACAUUGAGGAUGGCCACAGUAACUGCUUCAAAAUCACUCUGCAUUGUCCAGAACACAGCUACUACACCCACUGCCUACCUCCUUGUCUGCCUUCCUGCUGGGAUCCAGAAGACCACUGUGAGGGCUUCAGCACCCACGACCCCUCCACCUGCAAGGAGGGCUGUGUGUGUGACCCUGGCUUUGUGCUGCAUGAGGACGUGUGUCUCCUCAGAAUCCAUUGUGAAUGCAGAGACCCCCAUGGUGUUAUCAUCCCGGCAGGCAAGUCCUGGAUCUCCAGGGGCUGUACCCUGAGCUGCUCCUGCACAGGAGGAGUCAUCCAGUGUCAUGAUUUCCACUGUCCAAUAGAGUCUGACUGCAGAGACAUUGAGGAUGGCCACAGUAACUGCUUCAAAAUCACUCUGCAUUGUCCAGAACACAGCCACUACACCCACUGCCUACCUCCUUGUCUGCCUUCCUGUUGGGACCCAGAAGGUCACUGUGAGAGCUUCAGCACCCACGACCCCUCCACCUGCAAGGAGGGCUGUGUCUGUGACCCUGGCUUUGUGCUGCAUGAGGACGUGUGUCUCCUCAGAAUCCACUGUGAAUGCAGAGACCCCCAUGGUGCUAUCAUCCCGGUAGGCAAGACCUGGGUCUCCAGAGGCUGCACCCAGAGCUGCACCUGCGUGGGAGGGGUCAUCCAGUGCCAGGACUUCCACUGUCCCCACGGGACCUUUUGCCAUGACAGCAGCGAUGGCCACAGUAUAUGCAUCAAACUCAUUGUGCAGUGCCCAGCCCACAGCCACUACACCCACUGCCUACCUCCUUGUCUGCCUUCCUGCUGGGACCCAGAAGGCCACUGUGAGGGCUUCAGCACCCACGCCCCCUCCACCUGCAAGGAGGGCUGUGUGUGUGACCCUGGCUUUGUGCUGCAUGAGGACGUGUGUCUCCUCAGAAUCCACUGUGAAUGCAGAGACCCCCAUGGUGCUAUCAUCCCGGUGGGCAAGACCUGGAUCUCCAGGGGCUGUACCCAGAGCUGCUCCUGCACAGGAGGAGUCAUCCAGUGUCACGAUUUCCACUGUCCCGUAGAGUCUGACUGCAGAGACACUGAGGAUGGCCACAGUAACUGCUUCAAAAUCACUCUGCAUUGUCCAGAACACAGCCACUACACCCACUGCCUACCUCCUUGUCUGCCUUCCUGCUGGGACCCAGAAGGCCACUGUGAGAGCUUCAGCACCCACGACCCCUCCACCUGCAAGGAGGGCUGUGUGUGUGACCCUGGCUUUGUGCUGCAUGAGGACGUGUGUCUCCUCAGAAUCCACUGUGAAUGCAGAGACCCCCAUGGUGCUAUCAUCCCGGAUGGCAAGACCUGGAUCUCCAAGGGCUGUACCCAGAGCUGCACCUGCACAGGAGGAGUCAUCCAGUGUCAGGAUUUCCGGUGUAAUGUAGAGUCUUAUUGCAGAGACACUGAGGAUGGCCACAGUAACUGCUUCAAAAUCACUCUGCAUUGUCCAGAACACAGCCACUACACCCACUGCCUACCUCCUUGUCUGCCUUCCUGCUGGGACCCAGAAGGCCACUGUGAGAGCUUCAGCACCCACGACCCCUCCACCUGCAAGGAGGGCUGUGUGUGUGACCCUGGCUUUGUGCUGCAUGAGGACGUGUGUCUCCUCAGAAUCCACUGUGAAUGCAGAGACCCCCAUGGUGCUAUCAUCCCGGUGGGCAAGACCUGGAUCUCCAGGGGCUGUACCCAGAGCUGCGCCUGCACAGGAGGUGUCGUCCAUUGCCAGGAUUUCCACUGUCCCUUAGAGUCUGAAUGCAAAACUAUUGAGGAUGGCCACAGUAACUGCUUCAAAAUCACUCUGCAUUGUCCAGAACACAGCCACUACACCCACUGCCUACCUCCUUGCCUGCCUUCCUGCUGGGACCCAGAAGGCCACUGUGAGGGCUUCAGCACCCACGCCCCCUCCACCUGCAAGGAGGGCUGUGUGUGUGACCCUGGCUUUGUGCUGCAUGAGGACGUGUGUCUCCUCAGAAUCCACUGUGAAUGCAGAGACCCCCAUGGUGCUAUCAUCCCGGUGGGCAAGUCCUGGAUCUCCAGGGGCUGUACCCAGAGCUGCUCCUGCUCAGGAGGUGUCGUCCAGUGUCAGGAUUUCCACUGUCCCGUAGAGUCUGACUGCAGAGACACUGAGGAUGGCCACAGUAACUGCUUCAAAAUCACUCUGCAUUGUCCAGCCCACAGCCACUACACCCACUGCCUACCUCCUUGUCUGCCUUCCUGCUGGGACCCAGAAGGCCACUGUGAUGGCUUCAGCACCCACGACCCCUCCACCUGCAAGGAGGGCUGUGUCUGUGACCCUGGCUACUUGCUGAAUCAUGAAAAGUGUGUGCUCCGGAUUCAGUGUGGUUGCACAGAUGCCCACGGUGACCUCAUUCCUGCGGGCAGGACCUGGGUCUCCGCAGGCUGCUCACAGAGCUGUAACUGCAUGGGAGGCCUCAUCCACUGCCGGGGCUUCCAGUGUCCGCCAGGGACGCACUGCAAGGACGGCCACGAUGGCAGCAGCUCCUGCGUCAAAAUCACUCUGCAGUGUCCUGCCCACAGCCGCUACACCAGCUGCCUCCCCCCGUGCCCGCCUUCCUGUGCCGAUCUGGAUGGCCACUGCGAGGGCGCCACCACCACAGUCCCCCCUGUCUGCAGGGAGGGCUGCCUCUGUCAGCCUGGCUACGUGGUGGACCACGGAAAGUGUGUGCUGCAGAUGCACUGUGGCUGCAGAGACUCGCACGGGGACGCCAUCCCGGCCGGCAAGACCUGGCUCUCCAGCGCCUGCACCCAGAGCUGCACCUGCAUGGGGGGCAUUGUCCAGUGUCGCACCUUCAGCUGCCCCCCAGGGACUCAGUGCCAGAAUGGCCACAAUGGCAACAGUCACUGUGGCAAAACCACUGUGCACUGCCCAGCCCACAGCCUCUACACCAGCUGCCUCCCCUCCUGCCCACCGUCCUGCUUGGACCCAGAAGGCCUCUGUAAGGGUAGCAGCCCAGCACCCUCCUCCACCUGCAAGGAGGGCUGCAUCUGUCAGUCUGGCUACGUGCUGGACGGUGACGAGUGUGUGCCCAGAGUUCACUGUGGCUGCCGGGACGCCCGGGACGCCCAUGGCGCCCUCAUCCCGGCCGGAAAGACCUGGCUCUCCAGCGGCUGCACCCAGAGCUGCAGCUGUGUGGAUGGGGCAGCCCACUGCCAGGACUUCCACUGCCCCUUGGGGUCGCACUGCCAGCACAGUGAGGAUGGCAGCAGUAGCUGUGCCUCUGACAAACUGGAGAAAUGCACCAUCUUUGGGGACCCCUAUUACCACACAUUCGACGGCUUCUCCUACCACUUCCUGGGCCGCAUGAGCUACUACCUCAUAAAGACGGUAGACGGGCUCCCCCAUGGGGUUGAGCCCCUGGUCAUAGAGGGGCGCAACAAAGUCUCCCCCAAAGGGAACCCAGCCCUGCACGAAGUCAUCACCAGCAUCUAUGGCUACAGGAUCCAGCUCCAGGAAGGCCUGGUGGUGCUGGUCAACAAUCAAAAGGUGGCGGUCCCCUACAGCGCGGGCCACAGUCUGCAGGUCCUCCUGAGGGCUCAGCGGCUCUUCCUCAUCACGGACUUCCAGAUGGUGGUGGACUUCGACGGGAAGCACAGUGCAGUGAUCUCCCUGCCUACCACGUACCGGGGGCUGAUAAGGGGCCUGUGUGGAAACUAUGACGGGAACGAAAGCAAUGAUUUCAUGCUGCCCAGUGGAAUGCUCACCUCAGACAUCAAUGUCUUUGGCAACAGUUGGGAGGUGAAGGUGGUGAAUGCCCUCUUCCGCUUCCCAAGGGCCCUACCAGAAGAAGAGGGAGGAGAGGAAGAGCCUACCCUUCUGCCAUCAGAAUGCAGCCCGGAGCAAACGGCCAUCAUCAGCAGCACCCAGGCCUGUAGGGUGCUGGUAGACCCCCAGGGCCCCUUUGCUGUCUGUCACCAGAGGGUGGCUCCAGAGCCCUUCCAGCAGCACUGUCUGUCUGAAAUGUGCACCGGCUGGAAAACAGAGGAGGAGGAGGAGCUCCGCUGCCAGGUCCUCAGCGGAUACGCCAUCAUCUGCCAGGAGGCAGGCGCCAACGUGACUGGUUGGCGGGAGCAGGCGCAGUGUGCCAUGACAUGUCCUGCCAAUACCGUGUACCAGCGUUGCAUGGCGCCCUGCCCGGCCUCCUGUGCCACAUUUGUGACCCCCAAGGCCUGUGAAGGCCCCUGCGUGGAAGGCUGCGCUAGCCUCCCUGGCUACAUCUACAGCGACACCCAGAGCCUGCCGCUGGCCCACUGCGGCUGCACCGCCAAUGGCGUCUAUCACAAGCUGGGGGACAGCUUUGUGACUGCCGACUGCUCCCAGCUCUGCACCUGUGCGAGCCAAGGGGUCGUGCUGUGUGAGCCCUACGGCUGCCCGGCCGGGGAGUCCUGCACGGUGGCCAACUCCACUCGGGGCUGCUUCCGGGACGGCCCGUGUCUACACAACCCCUGUCACAAUGACGGCCAGUGUGAGGAGCGGGGGGCCACCUUCGUCUGCCACUGUGACCUCGGUUACGGAGGACGGCUCUGCACGGAGCCUCGGGAUGUCCCCGCCAGAAAGAAGCUAGAACUGGCAAGCUCCAUGAGCUUGGUGGCCAUCCUGCCAGGGGUGCUGGUGAUGGUGCUGGUGCCGGCCUUACUGCGAGUGUAUGUUUACAUGACGAUGAGAAGGACUGCCAGGAGGUGGAGGUGGAGAGGGGAGAAGCUGUGGAGGUGGAUCGGCCUGAGGCUGGAGGGCACGGACGUUCCCGAGCUGGCCCUCAAAGCCCCGGACUGCUGAGCAGACACAUAAACAUAGUUUAUUUUUUUAAACGCUUUUUAUCUUACAAUUGUGUGUGUGUGUGUGACUGCGAGUGCAUGUGUACCCAUGCAGGGGCGGGGCGGGGCGGGGCGGCCCCCCCAGGAGAAAACUCACUGGAAGCCGAAGGCAGGCGGCCCAGCGUGCCAGUGCACCAGCCACGGAAGACACAGGGCAGGGAGGGAAGCUUCCAGAGGAAGACAGGCUGUGCCCCAGAGCCCUGCACGACAGGACACACACACACACACACACACACACACACACACACAGGAGGACACACACAGGAGGACACACACACACACAGGAGGACACACACACACACAGGAGGACACACACACACACAGGAGGACACACACACACACAGGAGGACACACACAUACACAGGAGGACACACACACAUACACAGGAGGACACACACAUACACAGGAGGACACACACAUACACAGGAGGACACACACACAUACACAGGAGGACACACACACAGGAGGACACACACAGGACACACACACACACAGGACACACACAGGACACACACACACAUACAGGAGGACACACACACAGGAGGACACACACAUACAGGAGGACACACACAGGAGGACACACACACACACAUACAGGAGGACACACACACAUACAGGAG
Molecule: messenger RNA, 22591 nt
Organism: Meriones unguiculatus (Mongolian gerbil)
Lineage: Eukaryota; Metazoa; Chordata; Mammalia; Rodentia; Muridae
Gene: Zan
Product: zonadhesin
Exons: 91
Coding region: 1-21933 (7310 amino acids)
Cellular component (GO): membrane
Molecular function (GO): protein binding
Source: RefSeq, a predicted model, not a curated record